Messenger RNA from Abrus precatorius (Indian licorice), 537 nucleotides. RefSeq lists its product as uncharacterized. The transcript is spliced from 3 exons. Bases 123 to 428 code for a protein of 101 amino acids. Lineage: Eukaryota; Viridiplantae; Streptophyta; Magnoliopsida; Fabales; Fabaceae. The record is from RefSeq and is a predicted model, not a curated record.
UCUCUUUGUUUUCUUUCUAUUGUGUGUCUCACUCGCUUUGCUAUUGCUUCAUUUACGAUUCACUCUCUCUAUAAAAACACGCUAUUACUUCAAAACCCCUUUCAAGAUCUGAAAUAACUCUCAUGGAACGUCGUAAAGAGAAAAAUGGUCCUUGGCUAUCAGUGCCACAAUUUGGGGACUGGGAUCAGAAGGGCGAAGUGCCGGACUACUCGCUUGAUUUCUCAAAAAUACGAGAAACUAGGAAGCAGAACAAGUCAAACAUUUCCAGGGCAAGCCUUGGUAAUGAAGAAGAGUUCAUGGAUUCAAGCUCCAACAGCGUCAACACUGGCCAUAGCAGUGAGCCCCACCACCCCCAAUACCAUCAAACCCACUCUCCAACUGCAAGGAAGAGCUUCCUCAGUUAUUUCAAUUGUUGUGUGAAAGCCUAAUAUUUAAGGGCAAAUGCAACCUUUCUCUUGUUUUCUGAAGAUUUCUGGAUAGGAACAGUUAUGCUUCUCUGUUCAUUUGGUGAUGAAUACUUAGCUGUCGCUCUUGAAU